UAAAAUCUUGAUUCGUCUUAUUAAUAAUUGUCGUUGUUAAUACCAAUUCGAAUCGAACAAUCUACGAUCGAUUUAUUAUGUCGGUAAAGUGUGCGCGGCGGGCACGGUAGGUUAGUUGACCGCGGGGCCGAGCGAGCGCUGAGCUGACAGUAGGCCGGCGACGUCACAGUGGGCCGGUUGAGCCUUCCUUCGUUCGAUUCAGGCAGGCUCUUCUAUUCGUUUUACAUGUAGCAAGCAGGGUCGCGGGGUGCAGUUCAGACAUGGGAAGUGAGCAUUACUGCCUGAGGUGGAACAAUCAUCAGAGCAACUUGCUGGGUGUGUUCAGUCAACUGCUGGAGUCGGAGUCGCUGGUGGACGUGACACUGGCGUGCACGGAGGGACCAUCGAUACGCGCCCACAAGGUAGUCCUCUCCGCGUGCUCCAGCUACUUCCAGGCCCUGUUCCUCGACCAUCCGAACCGUCACCCCAUCGUCAUCCUAAAGGACGUACGUUUCGCCGAGUUACGUACCCUCGUCGACUUCAUGUAUAAGGGCGAGGUAAACGUCGAGUACUGCCAGCUCUCGGCGCUUCUCAAGACAGCGGAGAGCCUCAAGGUGAAAGGUCUGGCGGACAUGACGAACAUCAACGCUGCCGUAGCUUCGCGAGAGGAUCAACAGACGCAACAGGCCCAACAGCAACAACAGCAACAACAGCAGCAACAGCAACAGCAACAGCAGCAACAGCAGCAGCAGCAGCAACAACAACAAUCGCAACAACAAAAUCAACAGGCUCAACAGCAACAACCGCAACAACAGCCGCACGAUAGAAGCACGGAGUGUUUGCAACGGGAAUCCUCGCGAGAGCAACACCAUAGGGAACGCGAAAGUAUAAAGGAUAAUAGCAGUAGCGUUGGCAAGUCGAACGACAGGGAGAGAACCGAGGGAAACGUUUCAGGCGUCGCGACGGCGGCCUCGGCCGGCGCGACGACGUCCAGUCAAGGCACGAAAGAUUCUGCCGAUCAACAACAGCAUCAGCAGCAGCAACAACAGCAACAACAGCAACAACAACAACAACAGCAGCAGCAGCAACAGCAGCAGCAACAACCGCAACAGCAGCAACAGCAACAGCUGCAACCGCAAACGCAACAGCAGCAACAGCAGCAGCAACAACAGCAACAACAAUCGAGCCAUCCGCAGCAAGGUACGACGAGCGAUUCGGGCGAGGCCGUCGACAUGACGGAUUGUCCGGGCUCCCCAACGGGCCCAGGUAGUCCCUGUCCCGGUCCAUUGGCUCUCGAUCGACCGAGAAGGGAUUCCGAGGAUGCUGCCAGCCUCGAAGAAACUAGAGGAUCUCUCAGUCCGAUUUCGGUACACAGUGGUCCUUCCGACAUGAGCCUGAGCAAUAACACCGCCGGUACACCUGGUGUCUUACCUUUGAACUUACCGCAGAGCCGACUUCCGUCCCCGCACAGUACCGAACCACUCGCAGGGCCAUCAGGCCUACCUCCUGUUCAACAAGUUCCCCUUUCGUUGAAAAAGGAAAUGGACUGGGAAAGAUCGACCGAGGAACGGAGCGUCACCAGUGAAAUAUCCACGGACUACAGACUCCCGCCAGAUCCGGUAUCUUUGGCGUUGGGCCUCGAAGCGGGUGGUUGGGGUGCACUCGUCGAAAGAUCGAGCGGACAUCAUCAUCAUCAUCACGGUGGAGGAAGCGGAACGGGAGGUGGUGGUUCCUCGUUGAUCGGUCACGGAAGUUUCGCAAGUUUGGCGGGUUUGGCACGACGUUGCGGAGUCUGUUUGGCUACCUUCCCGUCGGCCUGGUUGCUCGAACGUCACGCUUUGCUGCAACACGCCGGUCAAUCGAACGACGACAAGCCGUUUACGUGCGAGCAGUGCGGUCAACGUUAUCGUUACCGUUCAGCUUACGUUAAACACCGUGAGCAGAAUCAUCGAGCACGUUUGCCGGCGGACAAGCUCUUCACCUGCGACGUAUGCGGCAUGCAAUUCAGGUAUCUUAAAUCGUUCAAGAAGCAUAGACUGAAUCACGCGUUGGAAAGAUUGCAACGUGCACCGAGCGAGACCCACAACGUUUCGGUUUUAACGUCGCCGGUUGCCGAGAGAAGCGAUCAGGUAUCGAGUACGGGCGAGCCAAGUCAAAUCGAGACUGGUAGCGACUCGACGACCAAUCCGGGAGACGUCGAAGAGUCCAGGGGUAUAUUUUCGGAAAAUGCGAGAGGGGAGGAGAGCGUGUCGGAGACGGCAAGUAUCCAAGAUAAUCCAGGUGAGGCGAUCGAGGCGAUACAAAUGACGGAUACGUUGGUAAACGAGACGACUACGACGACGACUACGGCUACGUCCGGUAUGAUGAUGAUGACGACGACGACGACAACGACGACGACGACGACGACCGCCGCGACGAUUACGAGAACUAUGACGUCUACUACUGCGGCGUUGAUGACGUCAGGUUGCAGAAGCAACCUAGCCGGCUUGAUAUCCCCGUCCGUGGUCGGAAGUGACAUCGGCUUGCACAACAUUGGCACAGGUAACACCACGACGAUGGACGUAGUCGCAGACCCUGACGAAUCGGUUCUAGACGAUGGCGAACGUGGCGAGGCACAGGAUGCUACUAUGAUCACUUUGGCACGAACAGGACACGAGGCCGAUCGCCGCGAACGACGUUUCGCCUGUCCGUUCUGCGGCAAGUGCGUAAGAUCGAAAGAAAAUUUAAAAUUACACGUACGCAAACACACGGGAGAACGUCCAUUCGUUUGUCUAUUUUGCGGACGUGCCUUUGGCGGUAAAAGCGAUCUAACGAGGCACUUACGAAUACACACUGGCGAACGGCCAUAUCAUUGCGAAAUGUGCGGAAAAUGUUUCGCCCGUGCCGACUAUCUUUCCAAACAUUUAACCACUCAUAUACAUCAGCGUUAAGAUCAUCCCUCGAUCUUCUUCGAUCGAAUCGAUCCCUCCUAAGUUCCUAGAGGGAUUUUUUCUUGAUCCUUACAACCCUAUCCCCACCACCCGCUCCUCUCCCUUUUUACGCACGCGAGCGUGUCUUCUAUAUACA
Vespula pensylvanica (western yellowjacket) is the source of this 3045-nucleotide messenger RNA. It is a transcript of the gene mamo, whose product is annotated as longitudinals lacking protein, isoforms H/M/V. Bases 261 to 2909 code for a protein of 882 amino acids. NCBI's taxonomy places the organism in Eukaryota, Metazoa, Arthropoda, Insecta, Hymenoptera, Vespidae. Gene Ontology annotation, molecular function: protein binding. Gene Ontology annotation, biological process: regulation of transcription by RNA polymerase II. Gene Ontology annotation, cellular component: nucleus. The transcript has 4 exons. The record is from RefSeq and is a predicted model, not a curated record.